CGGGAGUUGAGGAGUGACAGAGUGUAAGUGUAGUUGACUUGAAGACUACUGAUCAGGAACUGUAUUUGAUACCCUUUCAACCAGUUGCUUCCGCAGGUUUUGGUUAGCUUGAGAAGCCGAGGCAUGCCCGGCCCCUGAAUCUUUUUUAAUGUCUUCUUCAACCAGCUCCGGCUCACACAAAUCCAUCAUCCGCAACAAAGUCUGGUCACAACUCCGUCAAGUGGCAAUCCCGGAUCCACGCUUCCAUUACAACUACUCCUCCUUCAUCGCAGACUUUGGCGGCUCCUCUACAGCGACCGACCUCCUUACCUCCCUUCCUGCGUACAAAAAUGCCGAAAUCCUCUUCGUCGCCCCAGACAAUUGCAUACAAGAGCUCAGGCAUCGUGCGCUGAUAGAUGGCAAAACUGUGCUGGUCACUACAUAUGGCAUACGGAGGGGUUUCUGGCUGCUGGAUCCUCGAGGGAUCCUCGAGAAGAAAUGGGAGAUUGCAAGCAUGCUUGAUGGUAUGGAGAGGGUCGGGCGGCAUGUCAGCUUGGCCGAGAUCAAGAGUUUGCUGAAAAAGAUUGAUCUGAUGGUCACUGGCACCGGUGCUAUCAAUUAUCAGGGUCUGCGGUUCGGGAAAGGUCAUGGAUUCUUCGACUUGGAAUGGGCCAUGCUCUAUUCAAUAGGGGUCAUUGAUGGGAUUACACAGACCGUUGCCCUGGCACAUGAAUGCCAGGUUCUGGAUGAAGAACUCGUGGGCGAGGAAUGGGAUACUGGAUGCGACUUCAUUGUCACCAAUCAGAGAGUCAUCGAGGUCAAUCGGGCCAGCAAGCCAAGUUGCGGAAUACUUUGGCACAAUUUGCAGAGUGAGAUGUUGGCAGACAUCGAGCCUCUGAGGGAGUUGAAGGACAUGCAGUAUGGCAGAGAAUAACUUUAGUCUCGAUAAGCUGGCUGUAGGCGGAGGCAGUGGCACACUCGUGAGUGGCUAUCGCAGCUCUCGAGUUCACCAGUCUAGACCAGAUUUCUUUGACGUGACCGUACUGUUGAUUCAAUUCAUGGUCACCGAAGCCCUUAUCGGUCAACUACAACCUCUUCGUAUCUCUUACUUUGAUCUUCAUUCCACUGUCUUCCUCCCUCAACUCUAUGCUGU
Molecule: messenger RNA, 1132 nt
Organism: Hyaloscypha bicolor E
Lineage: Eukaryota; Fungi; Ascomycota; Leotiomycetes; Helotiales; Hyaloscyphaceae
Product: 5-formyltetrahydrofolate cyclo-ligase
Exons: 1
Coding region: 149-913 (254 amino acids)
Cellular component (GO): cytoplasm
Source: RefSeq, a predicted model, not a curated record